GUUGUAAUACCAGCCACAGAAACAAACCAUCUGAUGUUGAGUUUUACUGUCUUCCACAGUUGUUCUGUAUACUUUUCAACUCGCAACUCCGCUAAGUACCUCGCUUUGUUAACCAAUCAGGAACAAUGUUUGCGAAACGCGCGACGUCGUCAAAGAAGGCCUUGAAUGACCCUUGGAAAGUUCAUCCUUGAAGCGUUUUUAACCCUACUGCGCAAACGUCAUCGUCUCUUAUUCUAUAGUUUUUGGUCCGUAAAUUUCAAAAACACUUCUGGGAAGAUGUCAUCGAUAGCCAGCUUGAUGCUUACCACUUUGGUUUUUCUUGCUGCCGAGUAUCAAGUUGUCGAAGCGUCAGCUUGUCCCUAUUGGGUGGAAACGAUAUAUCCCAAAGACAGUAGAAAUGACACCAUAUUCAGUCCUGGAUACCCUGGGUAUUAUGACUCGGAGAAUUGUAAAUGGAAAAUCGUGGCAUCCUACGGCCAUAAAGUUCUCAUCUACUUCACAGAACUCGAGUUGGAAGAUUGUAGUAGCUGUAGUUGUGACAGUGUGGAAAUUUAUGAUGGAACUGAUCAGUACAGCACUCGUUUGUCAAAAAGCUGUGGAAGCAGUCUUCCUGUGCCAGCGUAUUCUACAGGUCGUAAUAUCUUCUUGAAAUUCACUUCAGAUAUAAGUGUGACAAGGAGAGGGUUUGUGGCACACUACAGAGUGCUGAAUUCCUCAUCAGGUUGUCCAGCAAUCACUCCUGGCGCCUCAGCUGGCGUAAUUUACAGUCCUAAUUUCCCUUGGAGUUUUGCGGCCCACAGUUCAUGUGACUGGCGUAUUGAAGCACCUUCGGGGAAAAGGGUUAAUUUGAAGUUCAUAAGAUUCCACUUGGGGUAUUACUCUAAUUGUGCAUACGGCCACGUGGAGGUGCGAGAUGGUUACUACAACUUUCUGCUUGGGAAGUACUGUGGGUCUCAAAUUCCAGCCUCCGUCUCCUCCUCAUCCAACUCUCUAACUGUUAAGUUCCGUUCUUCCUACGUCACCUAUUCGGGAUUCCUGGCACUGUACCAAACGGGACACAGCUUUCCAACAAAUGCUUCAGCCAUGACUACAUACAGACCUGUCUACCCGACAACGCGGUCUGCAUAUUACAGUUGUAGUAGUUACAGCUCUGAAACAGCCUUUUACCUUGAAAGUUCAAGCUCGACAACCAUCAGGUCGGGUGAUGGUGGCUUCUGGAACACCAGGGCUCCUUAUUCAAGCUGCACAUUCAAAAUUUCUACAAAGAAGGGUUACAACCUGGAGCUUUCUCUUGACAAUAUGUCCAUGAACAGCUGUUCUAGCUGUUCUUGUGGAUAUCUGAAAGUUAGAGAUGGAAGUUCAUCAAGUGAUCCCCUUCUCAAUGAAUACUGCGGCACUCUAAGCUAUGGCACAGUGACAUCGACAGGAAAUCAUUUGUUCGUUGUUUUUUACAGCCAUUACAGCGCAAACAGCUUCCGCGCAACAGUCCGUUCUAGAUACAGUUCUUCUACAUACAGACCUUUCUACCCAACAACGCUGUCUGCAUAUCACAGUUGUAGUAGUUACAGCUCUGAAACAACCUUUUACCUUGAAAGUUCAAGCUCGACAACCAUCAGGUCGGGUGAUGGUGGCUUCGGGAACACCAGGGCUCCCCAUUCAAGCUGCACCUUCAAAAUUUCUACAAAGAAGGGUUACAACCUGGAGCUUUCUCUUGACAAGAUGUACACGUACAGUUGUUACAGCUGUUCUUGUGGAUAUCUGAAAGUUAGAGAUGGAAGUUCAUCAAGUGAUCCGCUUCUCGGUGUAUACUGCGGCACUCUAAGCUAUGGCACAGUGACAUCGACAGGAAAUCAUUUGUUCGUUGUUUUUUACAGCGAUUACAGCGGAAACAACUUCCGCGCAACAGUCAGUUCCAGAAGAGGUUCUAGUGUUAAUGUUGCGGCCAUCGUCGUGCCUAUCGUUGUUGCAGUUGUCCUGUUUUCCAUCAUCUUUGCUGUCGUCAAGUGUACCAAGAUAAAUCGUUCUGCUGGACCGGCUGGGUCGUCCCGUGUGAACGACGUUCCCUUACAGCCCCUCUCAGAGGCCCAUUUGUUCCCGACGAUUGUGUCGUCUCUGUCUUCUGGUACACAGCGAGUUGAUGUUCCGCCUCCUCAUCCCAAUCCCGCGACAGCCCCUGAUGAACUGCCUCCCUCCACUGAUUAUUCACAGGGUUUUACUAACUUCGCAGAAGGAGGAGGAUAUGUUCAAGGAUGAACAAUGCUCGGUCUGUUUCCAGGAUUCGUUUGAUGCGUGUGUAAUUUCUCUGAGGAUAAACUGGAUAUUUACGAAAAGAGUUAAUAAUGCAUCAAGUGUAGCCAAAGAUAAAUGCAGUAAUGACGUAGAUUAACUGGUUGUAAACUUAACACAAGGUUACUCAACCGUGUAUCUAUUAGCAACUUAGUGUGGAGGAUCCUUAGGGGUCUUUACGUUUCGUAUUGGAUUAGUGAAACAAUUUAAUAUAAUGCUUAUAUAGCGCUUACACGUUGAUUUUAGUCAAGGUUAGUACAAGUUAUGUUGACUAGUUUAACCGACUGUCAACAUAGCCUCAAUGCUAACUGGUCACAGAGUGGUACGGUGGUGUUCCUUCAGCCCCGAGGUAGUUUGGUUAAUAGUUGAGUUCGUAUCUUUUGAGGCUGGAACAAAAUUUGGUGCAAUCUAACGUAGAUUUUUAGCCUAUUGAGAUGGCAUCACAAUAACCCCGUUUGAAGAGUGUUAUAGUUUGCGACAUGGUUUUUAGUAGUUUUGUUUCAAAUUUCUUCAUGGAUAUGAAUUGCUGUUACGGGAAAAUUUAAUGAUGUUUCCGUGUGGUUGUUUAAACAUGUUUAUUCGUCAUUUUCGGUAUUCUAGCCUUCUCAAUUCAAAAGACUUUCUUUCAUUUGAUGCUUUAAAAAGAUAAAAAGCCAUUAACAGUAGUUUUUGAAUAGUAAACUUAAGUUGUACAGCUGCAUCUCGGUACUUUUGUUGUUUAUUAUAGUGGAAUUUUAGGUCAAUAUAAGCGUUAGUGAUCUUUUUGGCAAAAUAGGUUCUCAUGGUAGUUGGCAGCUGAGUUUAUACUCGUAACUUAAAUUUCCUUCCAUACUACCAAACUUAACACCACCUUUGCAUAGAUAAGCAGAAACUUUAAUUGGGUUUUUUCAGCUUAUUUGUAAGCUGCUCUGUUGUAAUUACGAUAGGUAUAUUUUUAAUAGCGAAGCUGUGAAUUCACACCUAAGUUUCCAAUUUUUAAUGGCCUGCUCUUUCAUUUUCGACAUAUAAAUAUUUAAAUAUAAAUCAUUUAGCUUCCAAGAGACCUUUUCCGUUCUUUUACAACCUUACUCAAUGGGACACCAGUUCAUAAUUAAGUGAGAACUUUGUAAAGGUUUUUCUCGAUAACAAAGUUGAAUAUAGUAGAGGUCAUGUCAGUUGUUGGCCUGACCUAGAAUAAAAGUUUGCAGUGGAACCAAA
Molecule: messenger RNA, 3483 nt
Organism: Stylophora pistillata
Lineage: Eukaryota; Metazoa; Cnidaria; Anthozoa; Scleractinia; Pocilloporidae
Product: bone morphogenetic protein 1
Source: RefSeq, a predicted model, not a curated record